AUGACGAAACAACAAAGUCAUACGAAUAGACAGGUCGAUCUUCCACAGUUAAACGUCUCAGUUUAUGACGAUUUGAAGGAAUAUCAUGCCUCCACCAACGACAUCAGCAUAAAUAACAACAACACCACCAACAACAACAACAACAUCAACAACAACAACAACGAAAUUAAAAGUAGGGACAACAACGAAUGCAACAACAACGGCAACAACGGCAACAACAACAACAACAAGACUUACAACAAUGAAAAGACUCCGACCAAAUCAACCAGCCCUGGGGGGUUUUUUGGUCCCAAAACGCUGGGACGUAUAACACACUGUAUCUUUCUCUUCUUGACACAGCUCACCAAAUAUGUGAGGUGUUCGUGCCCGGCGUUGUUCUAUUUCACCCAAACACAAGUUUUGAGUUCACUUGAAGAUGCUAGAAAGGACUGCAGCAGACGAAACCUGACACUACUGGAGAUCAAGGACCAAGAGAUGCAAAGUGCCGUAGAGGAAUAUGUUUUCAAGAAUCAACAUUUAGACGGAAAGCGGAUCUGGCUGAAUCUCUACACAAUUAAUAGCUUUUUCUAUUGGAAAACAACUGAAGGCUAUGAGAAGUUAACUUACAUAAAAAUGAUCGUCCCUGGUGAUAUAUUUUACUUGAGUUGCAGCAAAAAUUUAAAUGGCGUGUAUGAUUGUUGGUGGUACGCUGAUUUUUCCACAUCCUCUAUACUAGUUACCGGGUGUAUUUACCUCUGCUAUUGCAAGCAGCAAGUGACCCCUGAUACCGGGGAUCAUGGGGAGACACUUCCUCUGCCACCAACAACAUCAUCGCCAUCUUCAUCAUCGCCAUCUUCACCAUCGUCAUCUUCAUCAUCGCUAGCAGUGGGCUUGGGAGUGGGAAUUCCUUCACUGAUUAUCAUAAUCACUGCGGUCGUCAUCAUCGUCGUUCUUCUGCGCAAGCUUAAAUCAAUGAAAGAACAGCUGGAAAAUGAGCAAGGCACUCGUCCAAAAGCAAGCGUUUAUGAAGUAUUAAACUAUAGUGGUGUGGGAUUAAACUCAAACAACAACAACAACCAUAAUUUAAAUAAUAAAAACUUAAAUAACAACAACAACAACGGCAACAAUAAUAAUGGGACCGGUUACGGUAAUCAAAAUUCUUUCUCUGUCAACAACGUCAACAACAACAACAACAACAACUUCAACAACAACAACGUCAACAACAACAACAACAACAACAACGUCACCAACAACAAUUACUGUAAUAAAAAUUCUGGCGUCAAAAACGAAACUCUGCCAAAUCAAAAUACCGUUAACAUUUCAAAGGCUGUUAAAGAUCGGGUUUUGGGGAGGUCGAUGGUCGCCAAUGUCUCGAAAGGAUAA
Messenger RNA from Helobdella robusta, 1362 nucleotides. RefSeq lists its product as hypothetical. NCBI's taxonomy places the organism in Eukaryota, Metazoa, Annelida, Clitellata, Rhynchobdellida, Glossiphoniidae. Bases 1 to 1362 code for a protein of 453 amino acids. The transcript is spliced from 6 exons. The record is from RefSeq and is a predicted model, not a curated record.